GCUGGGCAGAGAGAGGAGAAGGAAGUGUGCAUGAUUGGAGCUAACUCAGCUACUGCUCCAUUGCCAAACGCCAGCUGCCACACCUGUGACCCUCCAGCCUUCACCACAGCCUGGAGACUUCACCGUCUGACCAUACCAAGGGAGGGUGUCUUACACGGUGUAGCUCACUGGCUAACACAGUCCUGAAAUGGAAUCGUUUCCUGUCCUGGCACUCACUCUGCUGUUUUCAGCAACUCUGCCUUCUACUGGUGAGAGUGGGAAAGUGCUGGUUUACUCUGCAGAUGGGAGCCACUGGCUAAACAUGAAAAUCAUGGUGGAGGCUCUUCAUUCUCAGGGCCAUGAAAUCACCGUGCUUCGUUCAUCCACCAGCUGGUAUAUCUCCGAAUUCUCUCCGUAUUAUACCUCCAUCACAGUCAUCCAGCACCAAGCUCAUCACAUAGAAAGCCAAGACAUGAUGUCUUCUUUCUUGAAAAGAUCAAUAGAGAUUCGACAGAAUGCAGGUUCACUUUGGAGGUUUUUUGAGUUUCAUCGACAUAUUUUUGGACUGAUAACAGAAUCCCAAAAAGCAGCGGCAAAUCUAGCCACAGCAGUCUUCGAAAAUAAAACACUAUUGAAGGAAUUGGAGGACACUGGAUAUGACGUUUGUCUGACUGAUCCUGUUUUUCCAGCUGGUGUGCUGCUGAGUCACUAUCUUCACCUUCCUUUAGUUUUCAAUGUCCGCUGGCUGUACAAUGGGGAGGCACACAUGGCCUUCGCUCCUUCACCACUGUCCUAUAUCCCUGAACUCUUCUCUGAGCUCUCUGACAAGAUGGACUUUUUUCAAAGACUCAGAAAUGUAAUCAGUCAUGGCAUGAUCAUCUACAUGCACCACUUCUAUGCCAACCCACCAUACCAGGCUUUAUGCGACCGUUACUUUGAACCCGGCGUCACCCCUAUGUCCCUCAUACUAGAGGCUGAUAUCUGGCUGAUGCGGGUUGACUUUACGUUUGAGUUUCCUCGUCCCACCAUGCCCAACGUCGUCUACAUUGGAGGCUUCCAGGCUAAGACACCCAAGCCUCUUUCACAAGAUCUGGAGGCGUUUGUGCAGAGCUCUGGCGAACAUGGAGUGAUCAUCAUGACUUUGGGGACUCUACUGAGCGACCUUGGACCUGAAAUAACAGAGAUCUUUGCCUCGGCAUUUGCCAGCCUCCCUCAGAAGGUUGUGUGGAGGUACAUUGGACAAAGACCUGCCUCCCUGGGAAACAACACCAUGCUGGUUGAAUGGCUACCCCAAAACGACUUACUGGGCCACCCUAAAACAAAGGCUUUUGUCACACAUGGGGGUACUAAUGGACUUUAUCAGGCGAUCUAUCACGGUGUGCCAAUUGUUGGCAUUCCUCUGAUUUUUGACCAGCAUGACAACAUUGUGCGCAUGAAGAGCCGAGGUGUGGCUGAGAUGCUUGAAAUAGCAGAAUUGGAUGUUGAGUCUGUGAUGACUGCACUGAAAAACAUUCUCGACCCACAGAAGCAGUACCAACAGAAAAUGCUCAAAUUAUCACAGGUUCAUCGCGACAAACCGAUGAAACCAGUUGACACUGCAGUUUUUUGGAUUGAGUAUGUCAUGAGGCACAGAGGUGCCCCACAUUUGCGCGGUGUGUCUCAUAAGUUACCAUGGUAUGUCUAUCACUCUCUUGAUGUGUUGGCUUUCUUUGUAGGAUGUGGCCUACUUUUGAUUGCGACAGUCUUGUUUUUCUGGAGAUGUAUCAUCAGAUUUUUGAUAAAGAGCAGGAAACCAAAGUGUGAUUAAACAAUACAUUGCUAAGAGGUUUUGCUGAGAGAUUUUGAAAGUUAACAGCAACAAUUCAGAAACGAAAAAGUACAAGCAAAUGAGGAUAGUUAAAAGCACUACUUCUUUGUUUGAUUGUGCGAUACCAUUGCUUUUCAUCUGAAACUAUUAUGAUUAAGUAAAACCAAAGUUGGUAUCGCCAUCACAAUGCCUUCAAUGGUUCUAAAGUUCAGAUUAAAUUAAAUGACGUGAGUUGUUUCCUCCCAGCUACAUCAUCAUCUCAAAAACAAUAAUCUCUAUGAAAAAUUUCAAUCUGGGUUCUGCCCCUCCCACAGUACAGAGACUGCACUCAUCAGAGUUACAAACGACCUGAUGAUGGCCUCUGAUUCUGGUUCCAUUUCUCUCCUUAUCAGUUGACCACAACAUCCUCCUUCACCGUCUCCAGCAUUACAUCGGUCUCACUGAUCCUGCCCUUCACUGGUUUCACUCCUACCUCACCGAUAGGACCGAGUACGUGGCUCUGGGGGAGACAAAAUCCAGGCCUCACACUGUCGCUUGUGGGGUUCCCCAGAGCUCCGUACUUGGUCCUUCCCUCUUUACCAUAUAUUUGCUUCUCCUUUGUCGUGUUGUCGGCAAGCAUGGAAUUUACUUCCAUUGCUAUGCUGACGACACACACUCUACAUCAAAAUUUCAUCCAACAGCUCUCCUGCCCCCUCUGUCUCCCCCCUUAGCUCCUGCCUGGAGGAUAUAGGGGCGUGGAUGAGUCAAAACUU
This is a messenger RNA of Salarias fasciatus (jewelled blenny), 2538 nucleotides long. Its product is annotated as UDP-glucuronosyltransferase 2B23-like. Bases 188 to 1786 code for a protein of 532 amino acids. The record is from RefSeq and is a predicted model, not a curated record. NCBI's taxonomy places the organism in Eukaryota, Metazoa, Chordata, Actinopteri, Blenniiformes, Blenniidae. Gene Ontology annotation, molecular function: UDP-glycosyltransferase activity. The transcript is spliced from 3 exons.